CCGGAGCCCCGCGCGCCCGGCCCGGCCCCGCACAGCACGAUGAAUCUGCGUUCUGUAUUUACUGUAGAGCAACAAAGGAUAUUACAGCGUUAUUAUGAAAAUGGAAUGACAAAUCAAAGUAAAAAUUGCUUUCAGCUCAUAUUACAGUGUGCACAAGAAACUAAACUGGACUUCAGUGUAGUCAGGACGUGGGUUGGCAAUAAACGAAGGAAGAUGAGCAGCAAGAGUGCUGUAGACUCUGGAGGCACUCCCCCAGGGACUGUCCCUACUAUUCCCUCAGUACCUCCGGAAGCAGCAGUUAGAAAUGUGGUAAAUAUUGGUCGAUCCCAAAGUCAGCAAACUUCUUGGACCUCUUCUAAUAAUGAUGUAAUAGUUACUGGUAUAUAUAGUCCUGCUGGUUCAUCUGGUAGGCAAGGAUCCACCAAGCAGACAAAUGCUUCAGUGGCAGAAAUACAUAAAACCUCUAUUCCACGGCUACCAGGGAAAGGUGAUGCAGAGUUUCAGCAGCAGCACAUCCCUAUAGGACGACAAGUACCACAUUGUAAAAAUGCUUCCCUAUUAGUAGGGGAAAAGACUAUUAUUUUAUCUAGGCAAACAAGUGUACUGAAUUCUGCGAACUCCAUCUAUAGUCACACUAAAAAAAGCUAUGGUGGUUCGUCAGUCCAGACUGCAGAGUUGGUGUUACCUCAGAAGCCGAUGAUAUGCCACAGGCCCUGUAAGGCUGAACCCAUGGGAUGUCAGCGGUUACAAAAGCCAGACCAUGCAGCUCUCACAUCACAUGUGCCCCCUGGGCACAGAGCUGCCACCAGGGACCCUUCCUGUAGCACCCAAAACCUGGAAAUCCGUGAAGUGUUUUCUCUGGCAGUUACAGAUCAACCUCAAAGAAUGGUGGGAGGAAGCACAGCACAGAAGCAUUGCUCAGUGGAAGGCACCUGUCUCUCCAUCGCGAUGGAAACUGGAGAUGUGGAUGACGAAUAUGCUAGAGAAGAGGAGCUGGCAUCCAUGGGAGCACAAAUACAAAGCUAUUCAAGAUACUGUGAAAGCACCAGUUCUGUUCGAGUAGAGAACCAAAGUGCAGCCUUCUCUGGGCCAGGAAGAAAUGUGAGCUGUAGUUCACAGAUGGUGAAUGCCAGGGACAUGCCUGACAAUAUUCUGUAUCAUAACAGAGACUACCAUUUGCCUGCACGGACCUCAUUACAUACAACAUCCAGUACGUUAUAUAGCAGUGCUAAUCCAUCAAGAAGUACCUUUUCUCCUCAUUUUACAACUUCAAGUCAACUGAGGCUGUCACAAAACCAAAAUAAUUACCAGAUUUCAGGAAACCUUACUGUGCCUUGGAUUACAGGUUGUUCCAGGAAAAGAGCAUUACAGGACCGCACACAAUUUAGUGACCGAGACUUAGCUACCCUAAAGAAAUACUGGGACAAUGGCAUGACCAGCCUGGGCUCAGUCUGCAGAGAGAAAAUUGAAGCUGUGGCCGCAGAAUUAAAUGUUGACUGUGAAAUAGUGCGGACUUGGAUUGGGAAUCGAAGACGGAAAUACCGUUUAAUGGGGAUUGAGGUCCCACCCCCUAGAGGAGGUCCUGCUGAUUUCUCUGAUCAAUCUGAAUUUGUUUCUAAAUCAGCACUUAAUCCAGGAGAGGAAACUGCUACUGAAGUGGGGGAUGAUAAUGAUAGGAAUGAUGAAGUAUCAAUCUGCUUAUCUGAAGGAAGCUCACAAGAAGAGACAAAUGAAGCUCUUCAGAAUGAAGAAAUCGGUCACAAAGAUGAUGACCAGAAUCCCGCAUCGACUGAUAAUGUGAAAAUAGAAAUUAUAGAUGAUGAAGAAAGUGAUAUGAUAAGUAAUUCUGAAGUGGAUCAAAUGAGUUCUCUUUUGGAUUACAAGAAUGAAGAAGUCAGAUUCAUUGAGAAUCAGUUGGAGAAUCACAAACAGAAGUAUUUUGAACUACAGACGUUUACUCGGAGUUUGAUACUUGCUAUUAAAUCAGAUGAUAAAGAACAGCAGCAGGCACUGCUCUCAGACUUACCUCCUGAAUUAGAAGAAAUGGAUUUCAACCAUGCAUCCCCAGAGCCUGAUGAUACCUCAUUCAGCUUGUCGUCUUUAUCGGAGAAAAACGCCUCAGACAGUUUGUGACUUAGUUGGGUUUUAACUGACAAAUAAAGAAACCCCACGGAACGUGCAGGUUUCAAGAGAGCAGCAUUUUGCUAUCCAGUGUUCUUCAGUCCAAAAAGAGAGCCCGCGGUGAAGUAGACCUCCCUGAAGGAUGACUGUAGUACACCAUGGCUACAGUUUGCACUGUCAAGAGAUUGUGAAUGUUGGUUUUGGUAAAUGAAAACUGUGUGAGGAAAGGUUUUGCUUUUAGCAGUUUGGCCUUGAUUAGGGUAACUUCUGACUUCCCAGAAUAACUCUUGCUCUGUAGCAAAGUCUUUUUGAGUAGGGAUCUGAGAGUGGAAAACGAAUGUCCUGUGGUACAGACAGCUAAUUCAGAGUUGCUUACUCACCAGUCCUGUUCAUUGGUUUUUUCCCCCAUUUUUACUCAGGUAGGUGGACUAAAAAUUUGGGAUCCAAAUAGAAUAAUGAGCUUUUUAGGACUUAUGCUUUGAAUCCUUUUGAACAUCUGAAAUGAAACUGAAGUGGUUUU
Molecule: messenger RNA, 2641 nt
Organism: Melopsittacus undulatus (budgerigar)
Lineage: Eukaryota; Metazoa; Chordata; Aves; Psittaciformes; Psittaculidae
Gene: HDX
Product: highly divergent homeobox
Exons: 10
Coding region: 40-2133 (697 amino acids)
Biological process (GO): regulation of transcription by RNA polymerase II
Molecular function (GO): DNA-binding transcription factor activity, RNA polymerase II-specific; RNA polymerase II cis-regulatory region sequence-specific DNA binding
Source: RefSeq, a predicted model, not a curated record